This is a messenger RNA of Phlebotomus papatasi, 953 nucleotides long. Its product is annotated as histidine protein methyltransferase 1 homolog. The record is from RefSeq and is a predicted model, not a curated record. Lineage: Eukaryota; Metazoa; Arthropoda; Insecta; Diptera; Psychodidae. Gene Ontology annotation, molecular function: protein-L-histidine N-tele-methyltransferase activity. The transcript is spliced from 3 exons. The coding region runs from base 68 to 904 and encodes 278 amino acids. Gene Ontology annotation, biological process: peptidyl-histidine methylation, to form tele-methylhistidine.
UCAGAUAAGUGUUUAUUUGUGAAUUAUUGGUGAAGCAUUUGAGGUUAGUGAAAGAUAAACAAGAAAAAUGUUUCAAUUUAAUUUUACUGUUGAGAACACCCCUGAUUCUGGAGAAACAGUUUCAGAGAAAGAGCCUAAAACUGAAGAUAAACAUGCAGAGCCGCAUGUGUUAGCUUCUGAAGAAGUUGUUCCGGACUCUUCCUCCUUGGAUGAUGGCAGUGGUCAGGCUACGGCUUUUAUCUCCAGGGAUGUAGAAGUGUUUAUGUUAGAGUCUGUGGGGUCAGAAAAUGAUCAGGCUGGAAGCUCUGAUAAAGAAGCUUCCCAUACAGAUCUGAUUCCCGGGGUAUAUGAAGGAGGUUUUAAGAUCUGGGAAUGCACUCAAGAUUUAGCGGAUUAUAUGAUAGAUAAUUUGGGGGAGGAGUUAGAAGGAAAGGAUGUUUUAGAAGUAGGAUGUGGUGCUGGAGUCCUUGGGAUAAUUGCAUUAAAACUUGGUGCUGCAAAAUGUCAUUUUCAGGACUAUAACAAAGACGUCCUGCAGAAGUUUACCAUACCAAAUGUCCUGCUGAAUGCCGAGGUAGAUGAGAAAGUUUCCAUUGACAAGUGCCAAUUCUAUUCCGGUGACUGGAAGAGCUACUCGGAAGUUACAGGGGAUAGGAUGUUCGAUAUCAUUCUCACGUCAGAGACUAUUUACAACCCGGAAAACAAUCAAAAGUUAAUUGAUUUAUUUAUGAACAAAUUGAGACAGGGCGGGAAAGUUCUCCUAGCUGCAAAAACGUACUAUUUUGGCGUUGGGGGUGGAUUGAGGCAGUUUGAAGGACUCCUUGGCAGAAAGAUGAACAGCAUGGUUGUGUGGAAGAAUUGUAAGGGUAUCAAGAGAGAAAUAAUAAAAAUAGAGCAUAUCUAAUUGCAUAAAAUUCAUUCCGAUUAAUACAGAAGUUCAACUUGUUAUCAAA